Metarhizium acridum CQMa 102 is the source of this 609-nucleotide messenger RNA. NCBI's taxonomy places the organism in Eukaryota, Fungi, Ascomycota, Sordariomycetes, Hypocreales, Clavicipitaceae. The record is from RefSeq and is a predicted model, not a curated record.
AUGGCAUCUCCCAGAGCCCUGGCUCUCGCAUUGCUGGCUCUCCUCAAGGCUUGCAAUGCCAACGACGGCGGAAGCACCCCGACGCCCACCGUCACGACAGCGCCCAUCUUUAUACCGUACUACAGCGAAGAGCAAUGGUCUGCCGUUCGGGGCAGUAUCAUCUCGACGAACCAGACGGCAACCCAAACGACAUACACUAUUUUUUGUCCCACAGCAACUCAGGUUGCUUGCGACCUGUCACUUGAAUUCCCCUUCAUUAUCGUCGAAGGCCCAAGCACACUCAAGUUCCACGGCACCUUGACCUCCACGUACUACUGCUCCGGCUAUACCAAUGGCAAAUACACCGGUCCGACAGCGGUAUCGUGGACAUCAACGUUGACCGGGUCCAACAUCCACUGGGGCACACUCACCCUCGCCGACAAGCCGACGGAGACGGACGAUUCGCUCGAAGUGACGGCGACCAAUAUCGCUGCGCCGACGGUGCCUUCGUCCCAAACGUAUAAUUCCACUCCGACGCAAAGGGGUGCCGGCGAGAAACUGCCGUCAAAUCCAAGUUGGGCUCCAACAAUGGCGCUGUUGAGCAUAUUUGCUAGUGUCGUCAUUAUAUAG